AGAAGAUCUUAUGGAAAUUAAAGAAACUGUAUGCCAAAUUAAAAAGACUCUGGAGAGCCAAACUGAAAGCCGGGCCCCAGGCCGCCUCCCCGCCGCCGCCCCCCCACCCCGCGCCGUCCUCCCUGCGAUCGCUCCACCAUGGACAUUCCCGUUUUCACCUCAUAAAGAUGGCGGUGCGGGAUCGCUGCAACCUUUAGACUAAUGACUGUCCGAAACAUCGCCUCCAUCUGUAAUAUGGGCACCAAUGCCUCUGCUCUGGAAAAAGACAUUGGUCCAGAGCAGUUUCCAAUCAAUGAACACUACUUCGGAUUGGUCAAUUUUGGAAACACAUGCUACUGCAACUCCGUGCUCCAAGCGCUGUACUUCUGCCGGCCGUUCCGUGAGAAUGUGUUGGCAUACAAGGCCCAGCAAAAAAAGAAGGAAAACUUGCUGACAUGCCUGGCAGACCUUUUCCACAGCAUUGCCACGCAGAAGAAGAAGGUUGGUGUGAUUCCACCAAAGAAGUUCAUUUCAAGGCUGAGAAAAGAGAAUGAUCUCUUUGAUAACUACAUGCAGCAGGAUGCCCACGAAUUUCUAAAUUAUUUGCUAAACACUAUUGCAGACAUCCUGCAGGAAGAGAAGAAACAGGAAAAACAAAAUGGAAAAUUAAAAAAUGGCAACAUGAAUGAACCUGCGGAAAAUAAUAAACCAGAACUCACCUGGGUCCAUGAGAUUUUUCAGGGAACGCUCACCAAUGAAACUCGAUGCUUGAACUGUGAAACUGUUAGUAGCAAAGAUGAAGAUUUUCUUGAUCUUUCUGUUGAUGUGGAGCAGAAUACGUCUAUUACCCACUGCCUAAGAGACUUCAGCAACACAGAAACACUGUGUAGUGAACAGAAAUAUUAUUGUGAAACAUGCUGCAGCAAACAGGAGGCUCAGAAAAGGAUGCGAGUUAAAAAGCUGCCCAUGAUUUUGGCCCUCCACCUCAAGCGGUUCAAGUACAUGGAGCAGCUCCACAGGUACACCAAGCUGUCUUACCGGGUCGUCUUCCCUCUGGAGCUCCGGCUCUUCAACACCUCCAGUGACGCGGUGAACCUGGACCGCAUGUAUGACCUGGUGGCCGUGGUGGUUCACUGUGGCAGUGGUCCGAAUCGUGGGCACUAUAUCACUAUUGUGAAAAGUCAUGGUUUCUGGCUUUUGUUUGAUGAUGACAUUGUAGAGAAAAUAGAUGCUCAAGCUAUUGAAGAAUUCUAUGGCCUGACAUCGGAUAUAUCAAAAAAUUCAGAAUCUGGAUAUAUUUUAUUCUAUCAGUCAAGAGAAUAACUUAAAGAACUUGGAACUAAUUCAAGUGGGGAAAAAUGUUCAAAGCACCAUUACCUGGUUUCUCUGCAGAUUUUCUCCUUUCCCAGUGGCCCACCAGUGGCAUCACUCCGAGUUGCAAUGGUCUGGAUGUGUUAGACUCUCUCCCAUUUUUUUUUUUUUUACAUGCCGCACUACUCUUGGCUUUAUUUUAGUGUGAGGUAGAGUUAACUGCAGUCAGAUUGUAGUAAGAUUUAUAUGAAUAACAGUUGCCGAUUUUAGGAUUGGGUAUAUAUGCUGUGCCACUCACCGUGUCUGGCUGAAUUAGAACAUUGUCAAUGAAACGUCUACAUUUCUAUUUUGGGUCUUUGCUAAACUUCAUAAAUGCCUUCCAGGGGAUCCUUCCAAUGCAUUCCUUUUGACUCGUCCUUGGAAGGAGUGCUACCCAUUUUUAGCUUCUCCGCCUCUUUUCUGACAGAAGAACUGGGUAGUUGUUUACCUUCUUGGGCUGCAGCUAUAGCUUUAAGUUUGUGCAAGUGAAAAAGCUUAAGAGUCAGUAACCUUGAUAUUAAAACCAUCCUCCAUGUGGAACCAGAGUGAAGAGUGGCUGUUCACAGUGGUUAGCACCCGCACUCGUUGUGCAUAACUAGCCAUUAGAAUUUCAGGGGCUACAAAGGUGUGGAGCUCAGGGCAGGCAAAGCCAAGAAGAGGAAGCUUUUGUGGACCGUGAAAAAGUUAACUUUUCUUACCUUUCUACCAAACGAAGUUUCAGGAAAAUAGCUAUAUGCUGUUUGUUUUUAGCGAAACCCUUAAAACCUUUUCUUCUGUAAGGUCCUGUGAGUAGUAGUUAUCCUUUUUCUGAUACCGCUAGGCUUUUCAAAGUAUCUUUCCAAUCCUUCUGAUGUUUCACAGUCUGUGGUUGCAGAGCUGAGACACCACAUUGACUUCAUCUGGCGCAACUCUCCUUAGCCAGAAAAUACCGACAUUAUUCUUGUAUCAGGAAUAAUGAAAGCACUGCACCUUUCCAGCCAUCCACCGUACAACUGUUAACUUCUUAAUAUUUUCAGUCUGUUUCCUGAGGCACUGGCAAGUCCCAGGGCUACUACAGAACCUUUCCUAGAGGAAAUACUGGAAUUAGCUGGUAUGAAGGUAGUCAUGGGAAGUGUCAGUGAGCAGGUGGGGGAAUGAACAAAAUGAACAAAAUGGUGGUUGUUUCUUUGGCUCAGACUCCUAGGAAGCUUGACAAGGCGGAGCUUUUGGAAUAACCUCAUCUCACUAUAAUUACUUUGACUUGUUUUCUUUUUUGUUGUAUCUGUAUUUAUUAGAGCAUUUGAGUAUUGGUACCUUUUAUUAAAAGGGUCAAUUUGGUGUUUUGCUGUUAA
Molecule: messenger RNA, 2660 nt
Organism: Choloepus didactylus (southern two-toed sloth)
Lineage: Eukaryota; Metazoa; Chordata; Mammalia; Pilosa; Megalonychidae
Product: ubiquitin carboxyl-terminal hydrolase 46
Exons: 1
Coding region: 202-1302 (366 amino acids)
Biological process (GO): protein deubiquitination
Cellular component (GO): cytosol; nucleus
Molecular function (GO): cysteine-type deubiquitinase activity; cysteine-type endopeptidase activity
Source: RefSeq, a predicted model, not a curated record